UGCGCGUCGGUGACCGCUCGGUGAGUUGGUGUCGCUUGCUUCCUCCCGAAAAGAAGCGAAAAGAAGACAGAAAUGGCGCUACUAGUGAGGGAUCCGUUGGCUUCCAGAAUGGAGUUGGUGUUGCUACCGGCUGAAGGUUGUUCAGCGCGGAGUUUGCUUCGUGCCCGUUGCGAGAAACAGGGUCUUCUAGAAGAACAUUUUUAUGUCAAGUGUAAUGGCCGAUGUAUUGAUUCUGAAGAUUUGCUACAGGAUGGAGCUGUCUACAGUCUUGAACCCAGACUGUGUGGUGGAAAGGGAGGUUUUGGAUCCAUGCUGCGAGCACUUGGUGCUCAGAUUGAAAAAACAACCAACCGGGAAGCUUGUAGAGAUCUUAGCGGAAGAAGGCUUCGAGAUGUCAACCAUGAAAAAGAAAUGGCUGAAUGGGUAAAGCAGCAAGCAGAACGUGAAGCCGAAAAGGAACAGAGGCGCCUGGAAAGGCUAAAACGCAAACUUGCUGAGCCAAAGCACUUUUUCACUAAUCCAGACUAUCAGCAGCAGUGUCAUGAGAUGGCAGAGAGGCUGGAGGACUCUGUCCUUAAAGGAAUGCAGGCCUUUUCCGGCAACAUGGUGUCUCCAGAAAGCAAUGAGAGGCGAAAGCGUCCGAAUGAAUCUGAGAAUGGGGCAGCAUUUGAGAAGAAAAGAUGUUUUUGGCUGGGCGUGGAAGGACUGGAAGACCCUGAUAGUUCUCCAGACAGCAGUGACAGUGAAGGUGACGAAGCCCCGUGCACAUCAGGAAGCUGCAAGGCUUUGCCUGGUGACCAUUUUAAAGUGGCUCCAAGGGCAGAGCUAUGUCCUGGUGGUUCCGAGGAAUCCAUAAGCUGCAGUUCAGUUUCUGACAUGGCUGAGAAGUUACAAGAGGAAAUGGAACCACCUGGGAAACAUCUGGUAGAGGAUUUGCUUAGCAGUGAAACUGUUGCUGCUGAGAACCAUGAAGUAGCCAAGAUGGAAGGAGAGCAAGCAAACACCUUAGGUUCCCAGGAAGCUGUGAGCCAGUUACAAGACCACGAAACUGUAACAAUAAAUCUGCUGGAAUACAACUCUGCUACUGAACUAGAAACCCUUGGGUUAGAGAAGCUGAAGGUUGAACUGAUGGCUUUGGGACUAAAAUGUGGCGGCACGUUACAGGAAAGAGCAGCAAGGCUUUUCUCAGUGAGAAGUCUGGCUAAAAGUGAGAUUGACCCUGCUUUGUUUGCAAAGCCUUCAAAGGGGAAAAAGAAAUGAUCGGUGCUGGAGUCUUUGAUACCUUGGCUUCCAGAUUUGUCAUACUGAUAUUUGUAUAAUGUUUUGGAAAUGAUUACCAUCUUACAUAAAGUGGUUCUUGUGUCAUCUUUGAUUUUUCUGCCUGCAACCUUUGCACUGGAAGACCAGGGUCAGAUUCUACUGAUCCAGAAGAUAGUUCACCUUCGAAGAUAGCAGCAUAUUAAAAGUACCAAGUGGCAAACUUUAAAAAGUGAUAAAUUGGGGGAAAAUGAACUCUUUGUGAACGACAUUCCAGGAGAUAGAAAGCAGAGGGGAAAGGCUGCUGUAUGGCGUGAAGACUUAAUGAAAGCACCACACCUAGUCGAUGAAAGCAAAGCCCCCAAGCUUCUGACUUUGUAGUGAAUCAUUGACCUAUUAGCCUUGUCCAUCUGCAUAACGACAUAGUAAAGUUGAAAUAUUAGUAACAUUUGUGUUGUAGUCAUGUAUGCUUGGAAGCAAAUGUUGAAACUUUUUAACAGUUGAACAAUUAAUAUCUAUUUUAGAUGAAUUAACUGCUGAUGAUUUCCAAAUAUUAUAAGAGCAUUUAAUCUUAGUGAAAGGUUUUAAUUUCUGUAAAUAGCAACAUGCAAACUUGAGCCAUCUAUCUUAUUUAUUUCCUAGCUUAGGAGAUUUGAUCAAACUUUAUCCAGAAGCAGGAUUGCCACCAACACAUUAAAACAUAAAAGAGUGCUAUAUUUACAUAAACUCUAUAGAUUACAGGCAGGAAUAUUCAAGGCAGUGGGUCUUAUUAUUAUUAUUACAUAAUUACAUAAAUAUUAUUAUUACAUAAAUGCCCUGAUCAUCAUUGUGGCUUCUGUGCAGUUCUUUGGGGAUUCAGAAACCUACAAGUUUAAAAUGAUAGGGGUGACCAGCUACAGUGUUAAAUACUGCAUGUACCUAAAAGGAAGACUGAUGCUGCUCAUCCUCGCAGUAAACACCACAUCCAAAAAAGGGCCUAAGUUUUGCUAGGUGUUCUGUUGAGAAAGAGGUAGCAUACAUUUAUUACUGUGCAUUCAUGUACAAGUAUGUACAGUAAUGACCUUUUUGUGUAUAAUUGAAUAGGAAGGUAAUCAUUCCUUCAGUUCAAUAUAAGUUUUUUUAUAUAAUUCACUGAAGUCCAGUUUCAUACUCUCUAGCUGCCCAUAUGGGGGAAGUAUAGUAAUAGUUUUACCAAUCUUUCUUCUUCUAGGGCUGUAUUCCCCUUGAGGGGGUUAGCAUUGACUUUUCUUUGCCAAAUAGCUCGAUUUUGGGCAUUUUCAGGGGUAAGGUUGACAGCAUGUAUGUCUGCAGCAAUGCUGUCCAUCCACCGUUUCUUUGGUCUUCCACGUGGGUCAUUUUUGCCUUUAGGUCCAUUCUUGCAACAGAAGUCUCCUCCUGGCACAUAAUGUGCCUGUACCACUGGAGCCGUGUUUCCCUCGUUUUCUUUGUAAUUGGUGUAAUUCCAAGUCUGUCAUAUGACUUCGUUUGUAACACGAUCGGAAAGAGUCAGGCCAAGCAUCCACCGGAGCAUCUUCAUUUCCAUCACAUGAAGAGUUUGUUCAUGAUUCUGAGUUGUUGGCCAACAUUCUGUUCCAUACAGGGCCACAGGGAGGAUAACUGUGGUGUACACUUUUGCUCUCAGAUGUUCAGCUAUUCUUUUGUCACACGGGACUCCCGUGGUUUGCCGCCAUUUCAUCCAUUCUGCAUUAACUCUAGAUCUAAGCAUCUAGUAGGGUAUCCCCAUCUGCUGAGACCAGGGAUCCAAGAUAUUUAAAUUGAGUGGUCUUCUUCAAGUCUUGGCCGUUAAUUUGGAUUAUUCUAUCUGUUUGAGUGCCUCAUUCAAGUUAUUCUGUGUUUUGUAAAUUUGGCCGUAAUCCAUAAUCAGCUAAUGAUCUAUUGUUAUACUCAUGUGUUUGUUGUUGAAGAGCCGUGUGUGAUUGGUUAACAAGAGCCACAUCAUCUGCAUAAAGCAGUGCCCAAGGAUGUGGCAUUUGUAAAUCAGCUAUUACUGUAUCCAUGCAGAGAAUAAAUAGAAGAGGUGAAAGUG
Messenger RNA from Sphaerodactylus townsendi, 3304 nucleotides. It is a transcript of the gene SDE2, whose product is annotated as SDE2 telomere maintenance homolog. The record is from RefSeq and is a predicted model, not a curated record. The transcript has 7 exons. NCBI's taxonomy places the organism in Eukaryota, Metazoa, Chordata, Lepidosauria, Squamata, Sphaerodactylidae. Bases 73 to 1260 code for a protein of 395 amino acids. Gene Ontology annotation, cellular component: nucleus.